AUGGGGCUAAGAGUUGCCAGCCUUAUUACGCUUUGGCUGGCUCUUUCCUAUGCAAAUGAAAUAAGAAAAGGAAGGACAAGAAACCAUGGCCACUCCGUCUGCAGCACUUGGGGAAACAACCAUUUCAAAACUUUCGAUGGAGACAUCUAUCAGUACCCUGGCAUUUGCGAGUAUAAUUUUGCUUCUGACUGCCGAGAGUCUUACAAGGAGUUCUCUGUCCACAUUCAGCGUGCUCUGAAUAGCAAUAACCACCCUGAAAUCCAGUAUAUUCUGAUAACAAUCAAGGACUUUACAAUGUACCUCAGGCCAAAACUGGCUGUGGUGGAUGGGCAUAUUGUGAAGACACCUUACUACAGCUCUGGUGUGCUCAUUGAGAGCGAUGACAUUUACACUAAGGUUUAUGCCAAGUUAGGCCUGACUCUGAUAUGGAAUCAGGAAGAUGCACUGAUGGUGGAGCUGGACAGCAAAUUUAAUAACCAUACAUGUGGUCUCUGCGGGGAUUACAAUGGAGUUCCAAUCUACAAUGAGUUUAUCAAUGGACCUGCAAGCUACAAUUCAAUUACAUACGGGAAUUUACAGAAGAUCAGCAAACCCAAUGCCAAAUGUGAAGAUCCUGAUGAAACUCAGGCUCUUCCAAACUGUAAUGAGCAUCGUGAUGAGUGUGAGAGGUUGCUAACUUCCUCUGCAUUUGCUGACUGUCGGUUACGCCUUAAUUUGGAAAUAUACAUCCAAGCCUGCAUGCAGGACAAGUGUGCAUGUAAUGGACACGAGGACUCCUUCUGCCUCUGCAGCACCAUCUCUGAGUAUUCUCGCCAGUGCUCACACGCAGGUGGCCGCCCGGGUGAAUGGAGGACACAGUACUUCUGCCCCAAGUCCUGUCCCGAUACCAUGGUCUACAGAGAAAGCAGCUCACCCUGCAUGGACACUUGCUCACACUUGGAGAUCAGCAGCCUGUGUGAGGAACACUACAUGGAUGGUUGUUUCUGCCCCGAAGGAACUGUGUAUGAUGAUGUUACGGAAAAAGGCUGCAUACCUGUUAGCCAGUGCCACUGCAAGCUCCAUGGAAAGGAGUACUCACCCGGAGAAAGCAUUACCAAUGAAUGUGAAGAGUGCACCUGUAAUUCAGGCAGAUGGACGUGCAAAGAUUUACCCUGUCCAGGCACAUGUUCAGUUGAAGGAGGUUCCCAUAUCACCACCUUUGAUGGGAAGAAAUACACCUUCCAUGGAAACUGUUACUAUGUGUUGGCCAAGGGUACUGUGAGUGACAGCCAUUCUCUCCUGGCAGAGCUGGCUCCCUGUGGCUCCACAGACAGGCAGACAUGUUUGAAGACUGUUGUGUUGUUGGUAGACCACAAAAAAAAUGUGGUGGUUUUCAGAUCAGACGGCAGUGUGUUACUGAAUGAGAUGACAGUGAACGUGCCUCAUGUGUCAGCCAGCUUCUCAGUAUUCAAGCCAUCUUCCCACUACCUUAUCGUACAAACUUCUUUUGGGCUUCAACUGCAGAUCCAAUUGUUUCCAGUCAUGCAGCUGUUUGCGACUGUGGAUCAAUCAGUUCAAGGAAAACUUCAAGGUCUUUGUGGAAACUUUAAUGGAAUGGAGGGUGAUGACUUUAAAACUACUAGUGGGCUGGUAGAAGCUACAGGAUCUGCCUUUGCUAACACAUGGAAAGCUCAGUCCACCUGCAAAGACCAGGCAGAAAAGCUGGAAGACCCCUGCAGUCUCAGCAUUGAAAGUGAAAAUUAUGCUGAGCAUUGGUGUUCUUUGCUGAAAAACCCAGAGGGUCCAUUUGCAAGAUGUCACUUAGUCAUUGAUCCUUCAGAAUACUACAAGAAAUGUAAAUACGACACCUGCCUCUGUGAAGACAAUGAAGAAUGCUUGUGUGCUGCCCUGUCCUCUUACUCAAGGGCCUGUGCUUUCAAAGGGAUCAUACUGGGAGGCUGGAGAAAGAGUAUCUGCACUAAUGAAGUGUCUGCCUGUCCAGGAAAUCAAAUCUUCCUUUACAAUCUUACAAUGUGUCAGCAAACCUGUCGUUCCCUUGCUGAUGGUGAAAAACAUUGCUUGCAAGACUUUGCUCCUGUGGAUGGCUGUGGCUGCCCAUAUAAUACAUACCUGGAUAACCAGGGUACCUGUGUGCCCAUCUCCAAGUGUCCCUGUUACUACAAGGGAUCAUACCUGGAACCAGGGGAAUACAUCAGAAAAGAUGGAGAACGUUGUGUGUGCCGAGAUGCAAAGGUCCAUUGUACUUCAGUGACAACAGGAAAGAAAAAUACAACAGCGUGUUCUUCUAACAAGAGGUACUUUGACUGCAGCACAUCCCCAAAGUGGACUUCGCAAACACCUCUACAAUUUAGCUGUCAUACUCCUCGAGCUGAUCAUUUCCAGUCAGAGUGUGUCUCAGGCUGUGUGUGUCCUGAAGGUCUAUUUGAUGAUGGCAAAGGUGGCUGUGUUGAGCAGAAAGACUGCCCAUGCAUCCAUAACAACCAGUGGUAUUCUUCUGGACAGCAGAUAACAGUGGACUGCAACACCUGUGUCUGCCAAAAAGGGUCUUGGAGCUGCACUGAGUAUGUGUGCUAUGGGACUUGUACAAUAUAUGGAAGUGGCCAUUAUAUCACCUUUGAUGGAAAAUUCUACGACUUUGAUGGAAGAUGUGACUAUGUGGCUACUCAGGAUUUUUGUGGUGACAGGAAUUCCAGUGGCUCGUUCAGUAUCAUCACAGAGAAUGUCCCUUGUGGAACUACAGGAGUCACCUGCUCAAAGGCUAUUAAAAUGUUUCUAGGGAAAACUGAACUGAAAUUGGAGGAUAAAGAUUAUAAAGAAAAUCAGCGAGAUACUGGUGAUGAUGUGCGUUAUUGGAACAGGACAGUCGGCCUCUACCUCGUUAUUGAGGCUAGCAAUGGUGUGAUGCUUAUCUGGGAUAAGAAGACUACUGUUUUCAUCAAGCUGACCCCUGAUUACAAAGGCAAAGUGUGUGGUUUGUGUGGCAACUUCGAUGACAAGUCUAACAACGACUUUACAACAAGGAGUGGGGUGCAGGAGACUAAUGCUCUGAAGUUUGGGAAUUCCUGGAAACAGUCUGCCACGUGCCCAGAUGUCACAGAAGAGAUUAAGCCCUGUGAUGUGAAACCACACAGGGAGUCCUGGGCAAAGAAAGAAUGCAACAUCAUCCGGAGUAAAGUCUUUGAAAUUUGUCACUCUAAGGUGGACCCAAAUCCUUUCUAUGACGCCUGUGUUCAUGAUGCCUGCUCUUGUGACAGUGGUGGAGACUGUGAGUGCUUCUGUUCCGCGGUUGCUGCAUACGCUCAGGAAUGUACCAAGGCUCAGGCCUGUGUUUUCUGGAGAACUCCUGAUAUAUGCCCGAUAUUUUGUGACUACUACAACCCUCGUAAUGAGUGCGACUGGCACUAUGAACCUUGUGGCAGUAAUGUCACAACCUGCAGGAUGAUUAAUAAUGUCAGCACCAACUUUACAAUGCCAUACCUGGAAGGUUGCUACCCCAGAUGCCCUCCAGACAAGCCUUUUUAUAAUGAAGCGACAAAGGAAUGUGUGCCUGAAGAUCUGUGUUGGUGUUACAUCGAUGGAAUUCAUGUGGCCCCUGGGGAGCAGAUACCCACAGAAGACAACUGUACACAAUGUGUCUGUGGUCCCUCAGGAUCCAUACAGUGUACACCACUCCCAGGCUGUCCUUGUGUCAUCAAUGGAACAAGUUAUGAAGUGGGUGAAGUUGUGGCACAAAUACAAGAUGGCAACAUAUGUAUAAUAUACAUUUGUGCAGAAAAUGGUUCUGUAAUUGUUGGAAGUACUUUUCCUUGUCCGACAUCUACUUCACCUACAACCCUUUCAACCUCUUUUCCUACCAGUACUCUUACCACCACAGUUAUGUCUACAAGACCUCCAGUAACUAUAACUCCAUGCUUUGGAUUAAUCUGUAACUGGACUGAGUGGUUUGAUGUUAGUAAACCUGAAGAAGAUGGUGGUGACUAUGAAACCUAUGAUGCAAUAAGAAAUGAACAUGGAGACAAAAUAUGUGAAGCUCCUGAAAAAAUUGAAUGCAGGGCUAAAGAAAAGCCCGAUGUGAGCUUAGAGGAACUUGGCCAGAAAGUAGAAUGUAAUGUUACAUAUGGACUAAUCUGUAAGAAUGAGGAGCAAGAUCCAACUAUGUGGCAACUUUGCUAUAAUUAUGAAAUUAGGGUAAACUGUUGUGAGUGGCAUGAAAUUCCUUGUGAGACUCCACCAACUCUAACACCAUCUUCAACAACCACCAGCACAACAGUACUCACCACCACUACCACCAGGCGGCCAACAGCAAGUACCACCACGCCCAUACCCACCCCAACCAUCACAAGCGAAUUCACACCAUCAGUCACCACCCCAGUAACUUCAACCUCUCCAGCCCCAUCUUCAUCCACAACGAGCACAGUGUCCUCUACACCUGUAUCGACAACCACUACCCCGCUAACACCACCGGAGAUUCCCAGCAGCACCACGAUGCCCCCCACCAGCACCAGCAGCAGCACCACGAUGCCCCCCACCAGCACCACCAGCAGCACCACCAGCAGCACCAGCAGCACCACGAUGCCCCCCACCAGCACCACCAGCAGCACCACAGGGAAAACGACGACUGUUACUGUCACAACAACACGACCCCCAACUACUCCAAACUGUGAAUGCAUCUGGACGGACUGGAUUGACGUGAGCUACCCAAAUAGUUCUGACAGAAACAGUGGUGACUAUGAAACCUUUGAGAAUAUUCUGAAGCACAACUCCUCCUGGGUGUGCGCAAAAGCUGAGAAUAUUUCAUGCAGAGCGGAGCGAUUCCCUGAGGUUAACAUUGAAGAUUUAGGGCAGAAAGUGGAGUGCGAUGUUAACACAGGGCUCAUCUGUAACAACAGUGAUCAGGUCAUGGGAGGUAUAGUACCAAUGCCUGUCUGCCUUAAUUAUGAGAUCAGUCUCUGCUGCGUUCCUGACAUACCAGAGUGUAUUACAAGUACCACCACGAGUACCACGACAGCACCACCUUCGUCCACAACAAGCACAGUGUCUUCUACACCUGUAUCAACAACCACUCCCACACCAACACCACCGGAGACUCCCAGCAGCACCACCAGCACCAUGAUGCCCCCCAGCAGCACCACCAGCACCAUGAUGCCCCCCAGCAGCACCACCAGCAAGGAAACAACAACUCAACCAGGAACACCAACAAAGACAACUACUACAGUUACCCCUUCAUCUACCCCAUCGACAACAACUAGAACGACAGAAACUGAAAGUACAGUGUCCACGAAAAGCACCACUAGUCAACAGUCAACACCACCAGGACCAACAACCCCAGUGCCAGUCACCACUACUGGAGUCACUGAAACAGGAUCAACCACCAAAACCACCCCUUCGACACCCACACCCUCAUCACCCACACCCCACAGCACCACAACAGUGACGCCAACAUCUACCCAGGAGACCACUACCACCGGGACAGGGAGCCCUCCAACAGGAACGUCUACUGCCACCAUCAGCACCACCACCUCUGCACCGUCUUCCCCAGUGUCUACAGCCAGCACUACCCUAACACCACCACCAGGACCAACAACCUCAGUGCCAGUCACAACCUCUGGUACAACUCCAACACAAUCUUUUACCACUACUUCAGGAACAACCUCUGUUAGUGUUACGACAGUCACUGCAACCACUACCACCUCGGAAAUUACUUCACCUGUCUCAACUACUACUUCUGGCCCAACUGCAACUUCUAGUGCAGUCACUGUUGUAGGGAGUUCUACGUACAGCACAGUUACUCCACCUGGUUUAAUUACAAGUCCACCAUCAAGCACUCCUGGAAAAAAUUGUUCUAUUUUACCUAAUGAAUCUUAUGCACCAGGUGAGUCGUGGUGGCUCUGUGAGUGCUUUCAGGCUAUAUGUAUAGAGGACAAUAUAAUCCAGGUGGUUCCCAUAGUCUGUAAUCCACCUCCUAAACCUACAUGUGCCAAUGGGCUUUCUCCUGUGCAAGUCAUUGAUAAGGAUGGAUGCUGUUGGCACUGGGAGUGUGAUUGCUACUGCACUGGCUGGGGAGACCCACAUUACAUGACUUUUGAUGGACUGUACUACAGUUAUCAAGGGAAUUGUACAUACGUCCUUGUGGAGGAGAUUAAUAAGAAAGUUGACAACUUUGGUGUCUACAUCGAUAACUACCAUUGUGAUACACGGGAUGUAGUCUCCUGUCCUCGAACACUCAUUGUGAGACACGAGACUCAGGAAGUGCGCAUGGCAACAGUCAAACCAAAUACUCUACAAGUAGAGGUGACAGUAAACAAACAGGCAGUGGCUUUGCCUUAUAAAAAAUUUGGCUUGAAUAUCUAUGAGUCAGGAAUAAAUCGUGUAGUGGAAAUCCCUGAACUAAAGAUGAAUGUGACCUACAACGGCUUGUCCUUUUCCAUCAGAAUGCCCUACAGCCUGUUUGGUAACAACACUCAUGGACAGUGUGGUACUUGCAAUAACAACACGGCAGAUGACUGCAUGUUGCCGAAUGGAAAAAUUGCAGAAAACUGUCAAACCAUGGCAGAUCAUUGGCAAGUUGUUGAUCCCUCCAAACCACAGUGCUCUCCAGGCCUGAUUCCUACCAAAGCACCUAUCACAACCCCAGUGAAGCCUUGCAAAGAAUCUCUCAUCUGCGAGCUACUUCUGGGAAGUGUGUUUGAGCCAUGCCAUGGCUUUGUCCAGCCUGAAAAGUACUAUGCAGCCUGCGUUUUUGAUAGCUGUGUGCUUCCCAACUUAGACCUGGAAUGCUCAAGUCUGCAGAUCUAUGCUGCCACCUGUGCUGAUCAAAGUGUGUGCAUUGACUGGAGAAGUCACACCAAUGGUGUUUGCUGCACUUAUAAAUGCCCCUCAGAUAAAGAAUACAGAGCAUGUGGUCCUCUUAUAGAGACAACCUGCAAAUCAAGUCAACAAAACGAAACUUCAACUAAACAAGUGGAGGGCUGUUUCUGUCCUAAUGGAACAAUGCUGUAUGACUCUGGUGUGGACGUCUGCGUGAAAACCUGUGGCUGUGUUGGAGUGGAUAAGAUACCAAGAGAGUUUGGGGAAAGGUUUACUAUAGACUGUCAGGACUGUAUUUGCCUGGAAGGUGGAAGUGGCAUUGUGUGUGAGCCUCAUGAAUGUGCCAAACCAAAUAAGACCAGUUGUGACGGAGAAGGCUUCUAUGAGGUCAAUGAAGUCAAUUCUGAAGACUUCUGCUGCCCCAUCGUCACCUGUAAAUGCAAUACAAGCUUGUGCACAGCUAAAGCCCCCAAAUGUAAACUGGGAUUUGAAGUUCAUUCUCAUAUUCCCAGUGGUCAUUGCUGUCCUGUGUACGAGUGUGUUCCCAAAAGGGUUUGUGUACAUCAGAAUGCUGAGUUCUUGCCCAAUUCCUCAGUCUUUGUGGAUAAAUGUCAGAAUUGUUUCUGCACUAAUGAAGUUAAUGUCAGCACUCAACUGAACAUAAUCUCAUGUGAACAUAUUCCGUGCAACACAUACUGUGAACCGGGAUAUGAACAUCAACCAGUGCAAGGUGAAUGUUGUGGAAAAUGUGUGCAGACUAAGUGUGUUAUACGUACAGCACAUAAUUCGCAACUCAUUUUGAGUCCUGGAGAGUUUAAAAAUGAUCCCUACAACAACUGCACCAUUUAUAGCUGUGUAAAAGUCCACAACCAAUUUGUCUCUUCCACAUCUGAGAUUACCUGCCCAGCAUUCAAUGAGGAAAGCUGCAAACCUGGAACAAUUACAUUCUUACCUAACGGUUGUUGCAAAACCUGUGCACCUCUGGAUAGUACAUCACCAUGCACUGUCCGUGAGAGAAAAGACUUCAUUGUCCAUAAGGGCUGCCGUUCUGUGGACAGAGUUGUCAUGACUGAAUGUGAAGGAACAUGUGGAACCUUCUCACUAUACUCUGCUGAGGCCAAUUCCAUGGACCACAAAUGUUCCUGCUGCAGGGAAUCAAAGACUACUGUGAAGAAAGUGAUCCUGAAAUGCCCUAAUGGGCAUUCCAUUUCCCAUAAGUAUAUAUAUGUGGAAAGCUGCAGCUGCCAAGACACCACAUGCGGCACAUCACACUCUAGAGAGUCGCAGAGCAAAGAAGAAAAUGACACUUUGAACCGUAUCAAGAGGGCCAUCAGCUUAACAUCACAGUGA
Athene cunicularia (burrowing owl) is the source of this 8157-nucleotide messenger RNA. It is a transcript of the gene MUC2, whose product is annotated as mucin 2, oligomeric mucus/gel-forming. Bases 1 to 8157 code for a protein of 2718 amino acids. The transcript is spliced from 51 exons. Gene Ontology annotation, molecular function: protein binding. Gene Ontology annotation, cellular component: extracellular matrix. The record is from RefSeq and is a predicted model, not a curated record. NCBI's taxonomy places the organism in Eukaryota, Metazoa, Chordata, Aves, Strigiformes, Strigidae.